CAGCCUCUAAAAAGGCACCAAACAGCCACACUGGGCGCCAAAGUACUAAAGACAUCACUCAACCCGAUAGGCAGACCCACACUGGGGCUCAUAACAGGAGCCAGACAGCACACAUAGGCAUGGGGCACCUCCUGAAAGGGAUCUGCAGAUGGCGUGGGCGAUCAAGUCCACGAAAAAGAAAGCACCCGAAGGUGCUAACCUUUCCUGUGCAAUAGAUCACAGAUGUGCAAGUAGAUCACCCUUUGGACCAGUAGAGGAUCCCCUCUCGACGUACUCACCUCUGGUGCGGGCCCUAUCAAAUGCAAAAGUGUCUGGGUCUGGAAGGUUGGAACUUGUGAUGCGCAUUUCAAAACACAGAAAAAUCUCUCAUGCAUAGGUAGCUAAAGCUGCCCACUUUCUGUCAGCAAAAUAGGGGACUUGUCAUGCGGAUUCGGCAUUGCGGAAGCUUGUCGAAAUCUGUGAUGCUAGAGCUUCCAUGCCAGACCUUCUGUGUCAUGCAAAAACAGCAUGACUCAGACAUUUUUGCAUUUGAGAGGCCCUUGCCCACGCCGAUGUUUGAAAACAUGAGAAUCCCGCCCGAGGACGAGCACGUGCAAUACUGUACAACCGACCCGGAG
This is a messenger RNA of Amoebophrya sp. A120, 617 nucleotides long. The record is from the annotation of a GenBank genome assembly. Lineage: Eukaryota; Dinophyceae; Syndiniales; Amoebophryaceae.